CAAUAACAUCUGGCAUCUCUAGCGUCGGCAAUGUUUUUAUUCGGAUAUUUUAAAUACCUUUAUUCUUCAAAGUCAACAACCGCAACAAUUCAAUUCUGGUAAAUCUUUUAGAUCUUUCGCAUUCUUUGUGAAAUAUCUUACAAUUAUGGAGGAACAGGUAGAUCAAAUUUUAGACAAAGUGAUGGCAGCUCCAGGGAAUGUUGGAUGUCUUCUGGCCAAUAACCAGGGUUUGUGUAUUGGAGCUAGAGGAAAUGUUUCUGAAAAAUCAGCAGGAAUCAUUGUAGCAAUAUCGGAACAAGCAGCCAAGUUAGAUCCUAACUGUAAUGCUCCUGUUGUUUCUCUGGAAAUUGGGGAUAGGAUGUGCAUAAUACAUAAAAAUGGGAUUACCGGUGCAGUUUAUAAAAAUAUUUAAUAUGGAUUAUAGCAUCAAACUAAUUAUUAAGUGUGUUAUUUACAGAUAUACAAUAAAUAUUAAUCCGUAACAGUAA
Messenger RNA from Wyeomyia smithii (pitcher-plant mosquito), 488 nucleotides. It is a transcript of the gene Lamtor5, whose product is annotated as ragulator complex protein LAMTOR5 homolog. NCBI's taxonomy places the organism in Eukaryota, Metazoa, Arthropoda, Insecta, Diptera, Culicidae. Gene Ontology annotation, biological process: positive regulation of TORC1 signaling; cellular response to amino acid stimulus. The coding region runs from base 146 to 412 and encodes 88 amino acids. The transcript has 4 exons. Gene Ontology annotation, cellular component: Ragulator complex; cytoplasm; lysosome. The record is from RefSeq and is a predicted model, not a curated record. Gene Ontology annotation, molecular function: guanyl-nucleotide exchange factor activity.